AUGUUUAUUGAAAUUUACGAAUCGACGGGAAAAGUUGGAAAAUUAAUGAAGAUUAUAAUCCAAAAGAAGAGAAGAAGAAUUUACAAUUCGAGAAAGAAAACUUUGACGUCGAAUUCUGAACAAAACAAAAAUUUCUUCUCAUUAAGAAUAAAUUUCUACAUGAAAGAUGAAAAUUUGGAAAAAGAAUAA
Molecule: messenger RNA, 189 nt
Organism: Clunio marinus
Lineage: Eukaryota; Metazoa; Arthropoda; Insecta; Diptera; Chironomidae
Source: the annotation of a GenBank genome assembly